CACUCAACCAGAACCAAAGACGGAGGGAUACUCUGGAGGUGCAGACGCCUCUGGACACGUCACCCCAGAAGCGAGCGGACCUGCAUGGAAGCACUGAUAAGGCGCACUGGUCAGGGAUAUCUAGGGGCUAUCCAGAGCCUACAGCAGCGGAGGGGUGGUAACGCAGUCACCCUGCUACCCAGAGGGCCACUUCCGAGGGCAGUCACGCUGGAGCGAGGGAGAGCCUCGACACACGCCCUCCCAUCUCUUCUGUUCCACUGGACCGCAUGAGGGAGAACAGGACCAUGGCCGAGUGGUGGUAUUUGUGUGUGUGGACUGAACCAAGAACUCCAAAGUUAUGUCCGCUAAUAUCUACCCUGAAUUGUGUGGCUUAAAGGAUUUGAAGGGGAGACAGCUGGCUUUCCUCAUCACUGCUCUCCGACUUGGGUCAGUCAGUCAGUCAGCCUCAAGCCAGCGCUGAUUCAUUCAUUCGUUCAAAAAACAAAAAAAAGUUUGUUCAUCAAGUGUGCGCUGAAUGCCGUCAGCUGCACAGCUGUCCAGGCUCUGCUGCACCAGAUUUUUCACCUUUCCGUGGAGGAGCGCUCCCAGCAUGAACCAGACGCCCAACAUCAGCGCCGUCGCGGGUGGUAGCGGCGGUGGCAGUGGUGGUGGCGGUGGUGGUGGUGCCAGCGGCGGUGGCGCGUGGGUGACCUCUCUCCUGGGCGCCACGCUGCUGAGCAUGUGCGUGCUGGGCAUGGCGGGCAACAUCUACACGCUCCUGGUGAUGCGCUCGGCGGCGCUGCGGCGCGCCGGCUCCAUGUACGUGUUCAUCCUGAACCUGGCGCUGGCCGACCUACUCUACCUGGGCACCAUCCCCUUCGUGGUGUGCACCUACUUCGCCCACAACUGGUUCUUCGGCGAGACGGGCUGCCGCGUGCUCCUCAGCCUGGACCUGCUGACCAUGCACGCCAGCGUCUUCGUCCUGGUGGCCAUGAGCCUGGAGCGCUAUCGGGCGGUGGCGGCGCCCUUCCGAGCCCGGCGCGCCGCCGCCGCCCCGCGCGCCCACUGGCUGGCGUCGCUGGGCAUCUGGCUGCUGGCCUUCGCGCUCACGCUGCCCAUGAUGGUGAUGAUCCGGCUGCGCGAGGGCCGCCCGAGCUCCGCCGGCCUGGUCAAGCGCAUCUGCUUCCCGACGUGGACGCCCGAGGCCUUCCGCGCCUACCUCACCGUGCUCUUCUUCACCAGCAUGCUGGUGCCCGGCCUGGUCAUGGUGGGGCUGUACGCCGGCCUCGCCAAGCGCUACUGGGCGGCGCAGGCCAACCUGGCCAAGCGCAGCGGCGGCGGCGGCGGCGGCGGCGAGCGCUCCGUGGCGUCGUCCUCCUCCUGGAGGCGCCGGCGCAGCCUCAAGCACAAGGUGGUGGCCAUGAUCUUCAGCAUCGUGGUGGCCUACUGGGCCUGCUUCCUGCCCUUCUGGGGCUGGCAGCUGGCCAAGCUCUUCUCGCCCGAGUCGCUGCGCGUGCUCUCGCCCGCCGCCCACACCUACGUCAACUUCUUCGUCACGUGCCUCACGUACGGCAACAGCUGCGUCAACCCACUGCUCUACACGCUACUCACCCGCAACUACAAAGACUACCUGGCCCAGCGCAGCCAGGCCACCGUGUCCAGUCGGACAGAGCCGGCCUCGGCCACCGCCGUCGGGCCCCCGGGGGACACCCAGGAUUUGUAAACGCCAAUCGCAUCGUGGUUCUCGCCGCGGGAUGAGAGUAACAGGACUUUGACCACCUCGGUUUUCUGCUGAGAACCUCAAAGCAUGUGCUCUGAUGGGAUUUUGAGACACCUGUCAACUUCUUUACUGAAUCAGCAGCAUGGGUUUUGUGGAAGAUAAUGUUACACACUUGACUGGGCUAGGUGUCUGCGCUGGACCCUGUGCCGUGUGUGGAAUGUGCCCCCAGCCUGACACAUUCCACAGCCAGCAGGCACAGGCCCUUUCGCGCUGCUCCACAAAUUGUUCGCAAGAAUGUGGUUCCUCCCCGGGUUAUCCAUUAUCCACCAGCAUGAGAAAAAUACAUGAACAAGAUUGGCCUGGACAGCAGUCAUUGGACCGUGUCGCCGCCAUGCUGAGCCAUCUACUACACGGUGGCCGUCUUCAAACAAUGCCAUGCUAAAUUAGUCACAGAAUAAUACAGUUUGAAUCAUUUGACCAAACAAAGAGGUCAAAUGGCAACAGUUGGUUCCUGCUUGUGUUGACCUACAAAGAAUGGAAGAGUAGUAGGAUAAUUUGGCUGGUCAGUAGGCUAAUACGAAUGAUCUAAUUGACUCGUUCUUUUGAAAAACACUAUUCAUUCUAGAA
Alosa alosa (allis shad) is the source of this 2326-nucleotide messenger RNA. RefSeq names its product urotensin-2 receptor 4 (gene uts2r4). The transcript has 2 exons. Gene Ontology annotation, biological process: blood vessel diameter maintenance; neuropeptide signaling pathway; regulation of blood pressure. Gene Ontology annotation, molecular function: urotensin II receptor activity. Bases 515 to 1702 code for a protein of 395 amino acids. Lineage: Eukaryota; Metazoa; Chordata; Actinopteri; Clupeiformes; Clupeidae. Gene Ontology annotation, cellular component: membrane. The record is from RefSeq and is a predicted model, not a curated record.